Molecule: messenger RNA, 2736 nt
Organism: Mycena indigotica
Lineage: Eukaryota; Fungi; Basidiomycota; Agaricomycetes; Agaricales; Mycenaceae
Product: Extracellular matrix protein FRAS1
Exons: 5
Coding region: 1-2736 (911 amino acids)
Source: RefSeq, a predicted model, not a curated record
AUGUUCUCAUUCCUUCUUGCCGCCACUCAGGUUGCGGCUUUUGGCGCCCAAGUCGCCUCUGCUUCGAAUGCCAUCGUCUGUAUUGCCGGUCAAUGUCUGCAGGGAGAUUCUAACACCACUCUUGGAGUUUCGCUUACCGCGUCGGAUGUUCGCAACGGCAGCGUACUCCUUCUCCCUGGUCAAUACACGACGACAACGAACCCACAACUAGUGCACGACCUGCUUACGUCUCCUCAUGCCACCCUCAACCCAACACCGGGCUUUGGCUCUAACUCUACACCGUCUUUGCCACUCAAUGUCGCAGUGUCACCCGGUCUCGCAAUCUACUCUCAAUCCCUCUACUCGGGCAAAUCUGCAUUCAGUGGCCUCCCGUCCGGGCCCGUGGCCAACUCCUCCACUCCUCUCAAUGCACAAUCCAUGGCUCUUGCCUCCAACAUAUGGGCCGCCGUUUCGGUUGGCUCCAAUGGCCGAGUGAUUAUUUGGGACUCCGUUCCCGACACCUCCCAACUGCCUUCCAGCAACACGGGCUCAAUGACAUUGUUGGAUAUGCAAUCCGCCACUUGCUCCUCCCCUUGCUCGAGCUCUGGCACAUGUUCUUCCACUGGAACAUGCACCUGCGCGCCAGGCUUUAAUGGAACGUCAUGCGAGACUUGUGCAGCAGGUUUCUUUGGCCCGAAAUGUCAGCCAUGCCCUGCUGGCUGUGCUUCGUGUGAUGAAGGCAUCUCUGGUACUGGUCGUUGCCUUACCCCGCCCGUUCCCAGCCCACUUACUGCUUGCAACUGCUUGAACGGUAACUGUAAUCCAGACGGGUCAUGUGCUUGUAAUUCGGGAUGGACCACUGCUGAUAAUGGCACUUCUUGUGCCAAAUGUGCGAGCGGAUUUUUCUCGACGUCUACGGGAGACUGCAAAGUCUGCAAGCUUGGAUGUGCUAGUUGCGCCGAUCUCACAGGAAACUGCCUUACUUGUGCCACCCGCUUCACGCAAGAUCAGAACGACGCUACGAAAUGCACCCCCCUUCCUUCAUCAGCCAAUGGAGUCACGUGUCCCGAUGGAAGCUUCAGCGAUGGAACUAAUUGCACGCCGUGCUCUGGUUCGUGUAGCACCUGUUCCGGCCCAACCUCGAAUGAUUGCACUUCCUGCCCAACCUCUCGUUUCUUAACCAACAAUGGAAGCUGCGUUUCGGCUAGCAGCACUGGCGUAUGCGAAGGCUCUAAUCUCAUUGCUGACAACAAUAAAGGCAAAUGCGAUACGUGUGGUGCAAAAUGCACGUCUUGCUCGAUUGCUAGCUUCAAUGUUGCUUCGACAGUCAAUCAACUCAAGUGCACUGGUUGUAUCAAAGGUAGCGUCCUUUCCAACGGACAAUGCAUCGAGAGCUGUCCAUCCGGGAGCUUCCUUUCUCCGAAGGAUAAUAUGACCUGUACCACGUGCGAUCCAAGCUGCAGUACAUGUAGCGGCUCUUCCACCUCCUGCCUUACAUGUCCAAACAACCAAGUUGCCUCUAACGGCAAAUGUGUUUCCACUUGCCCUUCCAACACCUUUUCCUCCUCCGGCGCUUGUCUGUCCUGUCACCCUGAUUGCGCAACUUGCACCGGUGGAUCUUUCUCCCAAUGCGCCAGUUGCCCUCCAAAUCGACCUGUUCUGAGUGGUGGCCGCUGUCUCCCAACCUGCAGCAAAAACCAAUUCUUUGACACGACUUCAAGCUCCUGUCAGUCAUGUGAUGCCAGCUGCUCCAGCUGUUCUGGCUCGGGUCCUGGCCGGUGUCUUGCCUGCUCGAGUGCCAAUCAAGUGCUGCGUGGAGGGACAUGUGUUGCGGCCAGCUGCAAUAACUCUACUAGCGUUAUUCCUGGUCUCGGAGUCUGUUUAUCGGAUCUUGUUCAUGUUUUGUCGACAACCACGAACAAUGGCACCAUUUCGGAGCCAACGAAACCGACUCCGACUCCGCCCCCAAGGACUCCGGGUGGUCGGGCCCUUGCUUGGUGGGAAAUCCUCUUGAUGGCCCUCGGAUGCGCGUUCAUCUUCAUGUUGUUCUUGAUGUGUUGGCGCCGCAGAGCUCGCAACCGACGGGCGAAACAAACGGCUGCUUGGGCUGCAACGAAGAAACUUAAUCCCAAGACGAACUGGCGCUGGCGGCUAGUUCGAUUUGGGGAGAAGCUAUUUGGACAUCGCGCCAGCCGCCGCGCUCAACCCACUCCCGCGAUCCACUUGGACGAGAACGAGGAGGUGGAGAGCGAGGCGAUCAAGCUGAUGAAGAUGCGGAAUGCGGAGGAGGCCAGACAUCAUCGCGAAAUGGAGAAACUCCAAGUGUUCGGAGCUUACGAAUACUCACGCCAUUCUUAUGCGUCGCAUUCAAGCGGAGGGUCGAAGCCGUCGGUCCUGCCCGAAUUAGAUGCCCAACAACGUGUCUCGCGGGGGUCCAUCUACUCCUCCGUGACUGGUGUCCCGCGCGCUGGCCCUGAACCGCGUCAACCGGUGAGCAAGACCGAGUUAUCCGGUCUCGCACGGUACCCGAGCUCAAUAUUGAGCUCGUAUGCGAAACCCGCCUCGCCACCGGAAGGCCGUCUGGUCGAUGUCGAUGCUGAUGUGCCGGUAAUUGCACCUCCCCCCCGAAUCACAGAGGCUCAGGCUUACGCGGAGGCUGUACGCCCGUCGCUGGCGGAAACCCAUGGCGCUUAUUGGAUACGCCCAGACGUAACAGGGACCUCGGGCAAGUUGUCAAAUAAUCCGUUUAGACGAUAG